Messenger RNA from Oryctolagus cuniculus (rabbit), 9864 nucleotides. The record is from RefSeq and is a predicted model, not a curated record. Lineage: Eukaryota; Metazoa; Chordata; Mammalia; Lagomorpha; Leporidae.
GCUGUGGCUUCUGGGCCCCCGGAGGCCACAACACAACACACAACGCGCGUGCCCACAUAGGGCGGAUGCUCCGUGCGUAGCGAAUGAAUGCCUGGACUCUGAGGGAGCAUUAGCGGGUUCCGGACCCGGUGCACACCCACUCAAGUAUUUGGAGAAGCAGCUUGGAGUUCCCACCUACCAAGCAAGAAAAUGAGCAGCCGACGGAAACGUGCUCUCCCCGUAAAGGUAGACGAAGAACAGCAGCAGCGGCUCCGCUGGAACAUGCAUGAGGACAGAAGGAACGAAGCACUCACCUCAACUGAUGAUGAGUAUCCAUGCCCCGGUUCAGACUCCUCUCCUGCUCAGUUCAUCAUCCUGGGUACUAGUUUAAAGAAAGAAGUGGCACAUAGUGAUAAAGAGAUGUGUUCAACAUCAGAGAGCUUCUCAAAGUCAACUCUAAAGGAAGGGACUGUUGGCUUACAUUCCUCUUUGUCUGUAAAGUUGAAUAUUGUGAUCUCUCCCUAUAAUGUCGAUAAUUCUUGGAAAGCAUUUCUGGGAGAAUUAACUCUUCAGCUUCUUCCUGAACAGAGUUUAAUUGAAAAUUUUUCUGAAAGGAGUUUUACAUUAACGAGUUCAGAGUCAAGCAAUCAGUUCUGGAUUUAUGUUCAUUCAGAAUGUGAAAAUAUAGAGAAACAAGAAAAAAAACUCAAAGAACCAGUCAGUAUUUGUGGCAAGGGUAUUCUGGUGGAAUCACCCCUCAGUUGUGAAAUAUUAGAAGAUUUGGGUUGGCUGCAAAAGAAGAGAAGAAUACAACUUUACCAAAGACCAGAAGGAAAUCACAUCAUCAAGGUUGGAGUUUAUCUUUUGGAAGCUGGCCUAGCAAAACUGGACUUUUUCAGUGAUGCAAAUUCAAGAAUGAAAAAAUUCAAUCAGCUCAUGAAAAGAGUUAUAGAAAAGUUAAACGAUGUUAUGGUUCCAGAUGUGUUAGAAGAGGAUGAGGACAGUUCAGAGAGUGAGCCAGAGGGACAAGACAUUGAUGAACUCUAUCACUUUGUGAAGCAAGCACAUCAACAAGAAACACAGUCUGUCCAAGUGGAUGUCCAGCAUCCUGCAUUGAUCCCUGUGUUGAGACCCUACCAAAGAGAGGCCGUCAACUGGAUGCUACAACAAGAACGUUUCAGAAACACUCCUGCUUGUGGCAAUACCCUGCACUUCUUAUGGCGAGAGAUUGUUACAUCAGAGGGCUUGAAACUCUACUAUAAUCCAUACACAGGCUGUAUCAUCCGUGAAUACCCAAAUUCUGGGCCACAGUUGCUUGGUGGAAUCCUAGCAGAUGAGAUGGGUCUCGGAAAGACAGUAGAGGUUUUGGCUCUGAUUCUGACACAUACUCGACAAGAUAUUAAACAAGAUCCUCUCACUCUUCCUGAGGGAAAAGUAGUGAAUUAUUUUGUUCCAUCCCAUUGUUUUGGAGGAAAAGUAAAAGACACAGAAACCCAAAACGUGGAAUUUGAACCAAAAGAAAAAAUUCAUUGUCCUCCUACACGUGUGAUGAUUCUGAAAGCUGUGAAAGAAAUGAAUGGGAAAAAAGGAGUUUCCAUCCUUUCUAUCUAUAAGUAUGUCAGUUCUAUAUACAGAUACGACGUUCAGCGGAAUAGGAGUCUCCUGAAACGAAUGCUGAAAUGUUUAAUUUUCGAAGGUCUUGUGAAACAGAUCAAAGGUCAUGGUUUUUCUGGAACUUUUACAUUGGGGAAGAAUUACAAGGAAGAAGAUAUAUGUGAUAAAACCAAAAAGCAGGUAAUAGGAAGUCCAAGAAAAAUUCAGAAAGAAACCAGAAAAUCAGGGAACAAGGACACAGAUUCUGAAUAUUUGCCAUCAGACACCUCUGAUGAUGAUGAUGAUGAUGAUGAUGAUCCUUAUUACUAUUAUUAUAAGACCAAGAAAAAUCGUAGUAAAUUGAGGAAAAAGCUUGUUCUCUGCACACAAAAAAGAAAAAGUCAGCCUAACAUCAAUCUCAAUUCACAAGAUAACUGUCCAGCAACUAGUGAAUCUGGGAUAACUGAUGUUACCAUGUCUGAAAGUACUCAUGAAGUCCAACAAGAAUGUGAAGCAAAGAAACAAACUGAAUCUCUAACCCCUGCUGGUGGUGAUGGGCCACAUUCUAAUACUACUCAGAUUCCCCAUAAUACCUCUGACUAUCGUUUUGAGUGCAUAUGUGGUGAACUGAACCAAACAGACCAAAAGGCUCGUGUUCAGUGCCUGAGAUGCCACCUGUGGCAACAUGCAAAAUGUGUGAAUUAUGAAGAGAAGAAUCUGAAGAUUAAGCCUUUUUACUGCCCCCAUUGCCUUGUUGCAAUGGAACCGGUAUCAACAAGAGCAACUCUGAUUAUCUCGCCAAGCUCUAUUUGUCACCAGUGGGUGGAGGAAAUCAAUAGGCACGUGAGAUCAUCAUCUCUUCGAGUCUUGGUAUAUCAAGGAGUGAAGAAAGAUGGCUUUUUACAGCCUCAUUUUUUGGCAGAACAGGAUAUAGUUAUCAUUACCUAUGACGUCCUUCGUUCAGAAUUAAACUACGUCGAUAUCCCGCAUAGCAACAGUGAGGAUGGACGUCGCCUCCGCAACCAGAAGCGCUAUAUGGCUAUUCCCAGCCCCCUUGUAGCUGUGGAGUGGUGGAGGAUCUGCCUUGAUGAAGCUCAGAUGGUUGAAUGUCCUACAGUGAAAGCUGCUGAAAUGGCUCGGCGUUUAACUGGGAUCAACCGGUGGUGUAUCAGUGGCACUCCAGUACAGAGAGGAUUGGAGGAUCUCUUUGGGUUAGUGGUCUUCCUGGGCAUUGAACCUUACUGUAUCAAACACUGGUGGGUUCGACUUCUGUAUCGGCCUUACUGCAAGAACAAUCCGCAACCCCUCUACAACUUUAUUGCCAAGAUACUCUGGAGGUCUGCAAAGAAAGAUGUGAUUGACCAAAUCCAAAUACCACCUCAAACUGAAGAAAUACACUGGCUCCACUUUUCUCCAGUGGAAAGACAUUUCUAUCAUCGUCAGCAUGAAGUGUGCUGCCAGGAUGCAGUGGUAAAACUUAGGAAGAUUUCCGACUGGACUCUGAAACUCAGCAGCCUGGACAGAAGGACCGUCACCUCCAUCCUGUACCCAUUACUUAGGCUCAGGCAGGCCUGCUGCCACCCACAGGCUGUUCGUGGGGAGUUCUUGCCACUCCAAAAAAGCACCAUGACAAUGGAAGAGCUGCUGACAUCUCUGCAGAAGAAAUGUGGGACUGAAUGUGAAGAAGCACAUCGGCAGCUAGUCUGUGCUCUCAAUGGCUUAGCAGGCAUCCAUAUCAUUAAAGGUGAAUAUGCCUUGGCAGCAGAACUGUACAGAGAAGUGUUGCGCUCAUCUGAGGAGCACAAAGGAAGACUCAAAACUGAUUCCCUUCAAAGACUUCAUGCUACCCAUAACUUGAUGGAAUUGUUGAUAGCCAAGCACCCAGGGAUACCUCCUACCUUGCGAGAUGGCAGACUUGAGGAAGAGGCCAAACAGCUGCGAGAACACUAUAUGAGUAAAUGCAACACAGAAGUCGCCGAAGCCCAGCAAGCUUUACAACCUGUGCAACAGACCAUACGUGAGCUCCAAAGAAAGAUUCGUUCUAAUUCUCCUUGGUGGCUGAAUGUGAUACAUAGAGCACUAGAAUUUGCCAUUGGUGAGGAACUUGUUCAGAGAGUAAGAAAUGAAAUAACCAGCAACUACAAGCAACAAACUGACAAGCUUUCCAUGUCAGAGAAGUUCCGAGACUGUAGAGGACUUCAGUUCUUACUUACCACACAAAUGGAAGAGCUAAAUAAAUUCCAGAAGCUAGUAAGAGAAGCUGUAAAACACCUAGAAGGACCUCCGUCUCGCGAUGUUAUUGAGUCUGCAACAAUUUGCCACCUCCGACCCGCCAGACUUCCCCUCAACUGCUGUGUCUUUUGCAAAGCUGAUGAAUUGUUUACAGAGUAUGAAUCAAAGCUGUUUUCUAAUACAGUCAAAGGCCAGACUGCAAUAUUUGAGGAGAUGAUAGAAGAUGAAGAAGGACUGGUAGAUGAUCGAGUCCCUACCACCACCCGGGGUCUGUGGGCAAUAAGUGAAACAGAACGAUCUAUGAAAGCAAUACUAUCAUUUGCAAAAUCCCAUAGAUUUGAUAUUGAAUUCAUUGAUGAAGGGAGUGCUUCAAUGGAACUGUUUGAAGCAUGGAAGAAGGAGUAUAAGUUGCUUCAUGAAUAUUGGAUGGCUCUUAGAAAUCGUGUAUCUGCUGUUGAUGAACUUGCCAUGGCUACAGAAAGACUCCGAGUGCGUCAUCCUAAGGAGCCAAAGCCCAAUCCUCCUGUUCAUCAUAUCAUUGAACCACAAGAGGUAGAACAAAAUCGUAUUAAACUACUAAAUGAUAAAGCCGUUGCUACAUCACAGCUUCAGAAAAAACUUGGGCAGCUUCUUUAUCUAACCAACUUAGAGAAGUCUCAAGACAAAACAUCGGGAGGCAUUAAUCCAGAACCCUGUCCAAUCUGUGCACGACAGCUAGGGAAACAGUGGGCAGUACUGACCUGUGGACACUGUUUCUGUAAUGAGUGCAUUUCUAUUAUUAUCGAACAAUACAGCGUGGGGUCCCACAGAAGCGCCAUUAGAUGCGCCAUCUGCCGCCAGACCACAUCGCACAAGGAGAUCUCAUAUGUCUUCACCUCAGAGAAAGCAAGUCAAGAAGAGGACAUCCCUGUGAAGGGUAGCCAUUCUACAAAAGUGGAAGCCGUGGUAAGAACUCUGAUGAAAAUACAGCUUAGAGAUCCAGGGGCUAAAGCACUGGUGUUCUCAACGUGGCAAGAUGUAUUAGAUAUUAUUUCAAAAGCUCUCACUGACAAUAACAUGGAAUUUGCACAGAUUAGUCGUGUUAAGACAUUUCAGGAGAACCUUUCAGCAUUUAAACAUGAUCCCCAAAUCAAUAUUUUGCUGCUGCCCCUGCACACAGGUUCUAAUGGACUGACUAUCAUUGAAGCAACUCAUGUUCUCUUGGUGGAGCCCAUAUUGAACCCUGCCCAUGAGCUUCAGGCCAUAGGGCGGGUGCACCGAAUUGGACAAACAAAUUACAGGUUGAGUAUUCCUCCUCUGAAAUGCUUGGACCAAGAAGCAUUUUGGAUUUCAGGUUUUUUGGACUUUAGAAUAUUUGCAUAUACAUAAUGGGAUAUCUAGGGUUGGUACCCAAGUCUAGACACAGAAUCACAAAAUUCACUUGUGCUUCAUGAACACCUUAUACGUGUAGCCUCAAGAUAAUUUUUUACAACAUCUUCAGUGUGUCUGUGUUUUGACCACAGACUAUCACAUGAAGUCAGGAGUGGAAUUUUCCACUUGCAGUGUCCUGUCCAUACUCAAAAAGUUUCAGAUUUUGAGCACUUUUUAAUUUGGAUUUUCAGAUUAGGGAUGCUCAACCUGUACUUCCUUAUUUACUAAAUGUUUAAGCAUUGAACAUGACUAUAUGACCAAAAGGCAUGAGAGUUCCAGCCUGCCCAGCAGAAAAUCUAAUCUCUCCAAACCCAGUCCAUCCUCCAAGCAGUAAAUUCCUAAAUUCUGAUUUUUGUCUUCUUUCCUACAAAAAUCUGAUUGCCUUAUGUUAAAAGCUUUAUGUUAAAAGCCUUUAUGUUAAAAGUUAGAAACACUUACGGUAAUUUCAGAAUAGAAGGCAACCAUCAAUACUUUGUGAAGAAUUGAUUUUUGAUUGUCUGAAGUAGCCCGUGUUAAAAACUUAUACCUCAGGCACAACUGGAAACAAAUGGCUUAUUUUUAAGUCCUUUACCCUGGGAAAAGACAUCUCCCUGGGUUAGGUCAAAUAGGUAGUUAGAUUAGUUUAGUAAGCAACCAAGCCUAAUAGUGAAUUUCAUGUGGUAUAUGCUAUCUUUAAUCAAAUCUUAAAAUGUACAGUUAUCUUUGAUAAGGCCUCCCAAAUGUAUUACAUCCAAAUGUUAGAUGCCUUGAAUAUUUAAAAAAGGAAGAAAAAAAGAAAUCUAUACUAAGUACUCAUUGAAUAAAUAUUUAUUGAGCACCUGGCAUAUGUCAAGCAUUAUGCAAAAUACUGAAGAUUGAAAUUGACUUAGAUAUAAUCUAUUUCUCCAAGGUCAUGAUAUAAUAGGAAACAGAUAAUUUAAAAAUACUGUAGUAGAAUGUGACAAAAUAUAAUCAUAGAGAUACUUUGUUAACAAAAGUAAUUAUUUGUGCCCUAGAGAACUAGAAUGACUUCAUUAGAUUGAAUCUUGAAGUAAUACGUAUUUCACAGUUGGACUAGAAAAGAAUAUUCACAUAGCCAAGGAGAGUUGCACAUGCAAAAUCACAGAAGUCGUAAGCAACAUGACGUUUUAGGGACUGUUAGAAGUUUGGAAAAUGACUGCAGUAUAAAGUAUGAGAAAAAGAGUGAUGAGUCUGCUCUGUCAUACUCAGAAAUGGAACUUCUCUGUAAACAAAAGGAAGCAUGAUCCUCAAACAAACCUUUAGAAAAGUAUGGCAAAGUAACAAAACUAAUAUAUACAAGCUUGUUCUAAAGUACCUCCAAGUGUCAUUUAAAAUACAGUUAUGUCCAUUUGUUUUUCUGUUGAUUAUGUUCUGUUUUAAACAUUGAUUUCUUGUCUCCAGCUUUUUUUUUUUCUGAAAGUAUAGACUGUACUCAUCUCAGAUUUAAAACUAUAAGUCCAAAGAGGCCCAUUUAACAAACCCAACAAUCUUACUGUGCUUCCUAGUAAGUUGAUUUUUUUCCACUUUCUGAGAAGACCGUAUUAAGGCUUCUGAAUUGUUCUCCUCCUCUUUGAUGAUGAUCUUAGGUCCUUAUACAAGGAAAACAUAAGACGCCUAGAUUGAGUAGCCUUUUUGUCAUCAAAUUGAAUAGUCUGCCUGCAUCAGUACCCACAUAACCUCCUUCUCAGUACUCGACAUUGUUCUAGGCAUGUGGGAUACCCACAUAGAACUUAUAUUCUGGUUUAUAAGGGGAUUGGUGGACAAAUGAUAACCAUUAAAUAUAAUAAGCAAAAUAUAUACUAUAUAUUAGGCACUAGGAAAGUAGAACAGGAUACGGAAAAUUAAAAGAGUGCAGGUGACUGGAAGGGAAGGCACAGAAGGCCUUAUUGAGAAGGUAACAUCUGAGGAAAGACUCUAAAGAAAUGAGAAAGUUAGUCAUGAGAUUCCCAAGUUACAGCAGUAAAAGUAGCCAAGGGCAGAGAAGAGAUGAAGUCCAUAGGCUUUGGGAGGGAGAGAGAUUAUAUUGGGUCCAAUAGGCAAUAACUUACUCUGAGAUUAUUCCCUCGUUGGAAGGCUUUGAACAGAGGAGUGAUAGGAUCUAAGUUUUGAGAGAAUUCUUCUGAGUGCUGUGUUCAGGCCAAAGAAGAAGGGGAAUAAAGGAGAGCAAAAGCUUGAAGUAGUGGAACCCAUUACAGUCAUCCUGGUGAUAGCUGCAGGGGGUAGCUUUGCACAUGGUGAGAAAUGCUCAAGUUCUGGAUAGAUUUUGAAGCGAGAACUGAAAAUAUCUGAGACAGACUAGAAGUGUAGGGUGUGAAAGGUUCGUGGAUAAUACCAUGGUCUUUGGCCUACAAUCUGAAAAAUAAAGCAGCUGUCAGCCAAGCUGGGGAAGACUGCAGGUUAGAGCAGGUUAGGUGAGAAAAGAAUUAAGUUUACUUUAGAUAUAAGUUUGAGAUGUUUAAUUAGAAAUUGAAAUAAGUCUUAUUCUGUAAUUGAAUGUACAGGUCCAGAGUUGGGGAGAGGUCUAGCCUAGAGCUACAUAUUGGGAAGUCAGCAACAUAUAAUAUUUUAUUUUGUUUUGUUUUGUUAAUCAUGAGACUGAAUGAGAUUUAUCUAGGGAGUGAAUGAGUAUAGAUGGAGAGGAGGACCAAGCACUAAACUCCAAGACAACAAAGUUAAAAAGCUCUGGCAGAAGCAAAGGAACAGGCCAAGGCAAGAAAGAUCAAACAGUGAUUUAGGAAGAAAACCAGAAGUCAAGAGUGUCCUGGGAGCCAAGUAAGGAAACUCAAGUACGAGGUAUGAUCAACAGUAUCAUGUACUGUCGAAAUGUCAAGUAAGAUAAGAAAUGAGAACUGGAGUGGUGAAGAUUACAGCCCAAUUGGAGCAAAAUAGAGGACCGCAUUUUAUCUGUUUCUUAAUAAACACAUAACAAAGAGAGGUUAGGUAACUUUUCCAUGGUCACACAGCUAGGAAAGUAGUAGCAGGUUUCAGGCACAGCCUGACUCCUCCAGUCUGUGCUUAACCUCAACUCACUGCCACUCGUGUAGCUGAUAGACCAAUAUUUGAGGAGCUUUGAUGUAGAGAAAAGGAAGAGAAUGAGAUCAGGAGUUCAGUGUUUUGUUUCUUUUCAAAUCAGAAAUAAUAAGAGAAUGAUAAUUGGUUGGAUACAAAAAGUCUAAUGAAGCAAGAGACUACAGAGAAUAUUAGAACAGUAUUCUAGAGUAGGCAACAGGAUAUGAGACCUAGCAUUGAAGUGUAAGAAUUAGUUUUAGUUAGGAACGUGCAUGUAUUGUCUGUAAGAAUAGGUUUUCUUUCCAAAGCCAGCCAUUUCUUUGUGCCAGAUCCCACUGCUUCUCAUAUUCUUAAGGACUCUUCUCUUGUAAUAACACCACAAAAUAAAUAUAUCAAUAUUAUCCAUAUUUAAAAAUAAGAAAGGUACUCCCUAUGUUCUAUCACCACCCCCAUAUCAGCUAUUCUCUCUCAACUUUUUUGAUUGGGUUGUUGUCCUCACCAUACCACUGAAAUGAGGCUCAUAAGGUUGUUACUGACCUACUUCUUAUCAGUAGUCUGAGGAUUCUCUUUCUCUAUGUCUACUCCCUAAAUGGGUUCAUCUAAUCUUAGGGCUUGAAGGAACAUUUGUACAUGAGUAACUCUCAGAUGGAUAGCUCCAGCCCAACCAUGCUCCAGUAGCUAUUAACCCAGCUUCAUAUAUCCCCUUUUAUCCUUGUAUGUGACUCCGUGGGCUCCAUACCUCCUCUUAGAUUCCCUAUCUACUGGGUCAUGUUUCAAAUUAGCAUUCAUAAAGCUGUUUUCAUACUGUAUCUGCACCGGCCCUAAGCUUUCCCCAUCUUACUGAGUAGCAGUGUCCUCUGUAGCAUAUUAGAUCACAAAUGCAAAGUUCUUCCAUGUUUGUGUUUUUACAUUUGACAUUCCUUCAUCUGAAGUCUUGUCAGUUGCACCUCCAAAAGAUAUUCCAAAUCUGCUGACUUUCCAUGGAUCCAACCGUAGUACAAUGCACCCUCCCUUACUGGGUGAUAAAAAAAUUUCUUAAUUCUUACUGCAGGAUAGCCCAUCCUCUCACACCCAGCAAAGGCAUUUCUAAAGUAGAGUCAAAUAUAAAUCAAAUUAUGCAGAAAACCUCCUGAGGAAUUCCCAUUAUAACCACAAUAAUGUCCAAACUCCUGGUUCUGUCCUGUAAGACCCUAUAGGAUCUGCUCCUUGAAACCUCUCCAACCUCACUUGGAUCCCUCUCCCUCCUCUACAAUAUGCCGUGAACAUUUUCAGUGUCUUCUCCUCCUGGGGACUGUGUAUGUAUGGGCUGUCUCCUCUGGAUGCUCUUCCUGUUCCUUCACUGCUUACUGGCUGCAUUCCCGUCACUCAGUUGGAAAUUACAUGUCAGCCUCCUCAUGCAUUAUCUGUACUUUAAGCCUUCUUACUUCCUUGUAUUUUGUUGUCUGUCUCCCUUCGUUAGCAUGUCAGGUCAUAAAAACUAAGUAGUUAAUUUUAUUUACUGCCUACCAACCCCUGCCUCCCAGCACCUUGACAUCUGCCACAAGUGAGCACCAACUGAUUGGUCAAUGUAGAUGUAGCAUGUGAAGUCGUUAUGUACUAAUCUGUUUGAGGAUGUUUUUAAACUUAUAAUUGUUAUAUACC